AUGAGUGCGCCCGCGAAGCAGACUUCACGAUGGGGAUCGUUCUUGCAACAAGCGGUUGCCGGAGUGGAAUCCAGGCUGGAUAACAUCCUCGCUGAGGAUGAGGGUCCUACAACUGCGAAGAAACCCGUUCCUACACCUGCGGCCUUGGCUGCCCCGAAGUCAGAAAAUGUUUCCCGUACGCCGUCUACGAAUAGGACGAAUGAUCGAUUACAGGAACGCCUGGCUAGGGCCAUGGCUGCGAAGAAUAAUGCGCAGAAAGCUGAGAAGGCCGAUUCAUUAGCUCUGUCAUCGGGGGUUCCUUCGAGGACUGAGAGUCCAGCUAAUGUGGGGGAGAGUCCGAGACAAAGUAUGGACACGGAGCCGAAGAAUGAAGUAGAGGCAGAAAGGAUAGAGACCCUUAUACCUACAGAUGAUACUACGAAAGAAACACCUUCGAUCGAACUUUUACCAGCUGUCAAGGAGACAUCGAGCCCUGAACAUGCGCAACAAAUACCCAAUGGGCUCUCUGCGAAACCCGAGGAUGAAGCAUCCCCUCGUCCGUCGGCGGAAUCUACCAGAUCAAGCUUGCCUCGAGCUUCUCUAGAAUCAACAAACCGACCGGAAUCUUUACCGCGGUCUUCUUUAGAUACCGCAGCCAGAAAGUCGUUGGAGGCCAGCUCUGCGACAAAAUCACCGGAUGACGUUGACGCGCGUCUUGCUCAACUCCAAUCUGAUUUCGAGACCUCUGAAUUGCAAAGACAGGAGGAGGUCCAUGACUACAUCGAGCGUAUUGAUGCUUUACAGUCUAAACUGCAGUAUUUGGCCAAGGAAAGCGCAGAAGCUGCAAAGAUUGCAGGUACCUCAGCUCCAGCUGGGAGCUUAGAGAAGAGACUUGCUAGCAAGGACGAGCAGAUCGCCCUGUUAAUGGAAGAAGGACAGAAACUUUCCAAGAAGGAACUGCAUCAGAUGACUAUUAUCAAGAAAUUACGUGCAAAAACACAAGAAGAUGCUAAAGAGCUAGCCGAAACGAAGAAGAAGCAGGAAAAGGCGGAGACGGAUGCUUCAUUGGCGCUAGACAGAUUUCGACGAGCUCAAGGAUCAGAAAGGCAACUGGGCGAGAAGCAGAAGCAGAUUUUCCAGCUGCAAAAGGAUCUCGAUGCAGCGAGAAGCGAGAAGUCAUCCAAAGAUUCGAUAAUCGCCGACUUAAGGAAGCAACUAGAGGAUGCUGCAGCUCAGGAGAAAGAGGCCGAGGCCAACGCCGCCAAUGAAGCACUGGAACUUGAGAAGAAACGUGUAUUAGAGCUGGAGGAGAAUCUGGCGAACUUGAGCAUCGAGAAGAGUCUUGCUGUCGAAAGAGUUCAGAGUCAGAUGAAAGAUUUACGAGAAAAGAUGGACAAAGAAGCCGAAAGAGCACGUAUGAUGGAGCUUGAAGCUAAGUCGGAGCAGCAGAUGCUCGAAAGUAAGCUGGAAGUAAUGCGCGCGAGAGCAGAGGAGGCAUCAUCAGGUACAGGCGGAGAUGCUCAGGCGAAGUUAUUGCGCCAGAUUGAGACGCUGCAGAGUCAGUACGCUGUUGCUAGUGAAAAUUGGCAAGGUAUAGAGGCUUCUCUUGUUGCGCGUGCCACCAGCCUAGAGAAGGAGAGAGACGAAGCAGCUAAAAGAGAAGCUGACAUCAGGCGUAAAGCCCGAGAAGUGACCCUCAAAGCUAAACGUAACGAAGAAGAGUUAGAAGAGACUAGAUCUCAGCUUCCUAGCUUUGAACAAGAGCUCGCUCAACAGAGAUCCAAGCUUGAGAAUCUACAAAAGCGAGCAGAAGAUGCUGAGGCCGCUUUGAAAGCAGCAAAAGCUUCGUUUGAUCGGGAGAAAAAAUCAUGGCAAGCAGAAGUAUUACAGCGGGUUGAAGAGGAAAGACAGAAAUGGCAGGAAGAGGCCGGGUCCUUCGUCAACAGCCGAGCAGAGUCUCCUGCUGCGUCUAUGCGAAGAGGUUUGACAACCGAAUACCUGGGUCUCCAAAAUCUACAAAUGCGACGAGCUUCCGCUCGUUCUGUCAAUAGUGACAAUCCGCCUACACCCACAGAACGAAUUUUAGGUCGCCGUCCGUCAGCAGCACCAAUUGGUAGAACAUCUGGUAACGCUACUCCUCCUCCGCAGAGGCAGGACUCUAUGCAGUCAUUCCUCAGAGAAAACGGCGAGACACACGAUACCCCGCCAGCCCAUAACGAACACGAUGAUUUCUUCGAGCACGUCAUGUCUCCAGCUUCUCCCCGCGAGACGCUGAAUGACAUAAUAUCUGUCUCGACAGCGGGCGCCGGCCCUUCAGUCCAACUCGUCGAACGAAUGAGCUCUGCAGUCCGUCGUCUCGAAAGCGAAAAGGCUGGCACCAAAGAAGAACUUGCACGUCUUGCUGCCCAGCGUGAUGAGGCUCGUGCUGAGAUUGUGGCACUGAUGAGGGAGGUUCAGGUGAAGAGGGACCAAGAAUCACGUAUCGCUGAGUUAGAGAAGGAAUUAGGAGUUGUCAAUGAGAGAUAUGAGACUACGCUUGAAAUGCUGGGCGAGAAGAGCGAGCUGGUGGAUGAACUGAAGAGUGAUAUCCAAGAUAUCAAGGCGAUGUAUCGGGAGUUGGUUGAGAGGACUGUCAAAUGA
Messenger RNA from Glarea lozoyensis ATCC 20868, 2619 nucleotides. RefSeq lists its product as uncharacterized. NCBI's taxonomy places the organism in Eukaryota, Fungi, Ascomycota, Leotiomycetes, Helotiales, Helotiaceae. Bases 1 to 2619 code for a protein of 872 amino acids. Gene Ontology annotation, cellular component: endoplasmic reticulum; Golgi apparatus. The transcript has 3 exons. The record is from RefSeq and is a predicted model, not a curated record.